AUGACGCAGCCACGAAUUCCCGCUUCUCUCCCCCACCUCAACGAGGACAACACCGCCCCCGCGGCUGGUGAAUGGUCUAACCACGCGCAUCGCCUUCCCUGGAUUGCCGCUAAGGAAGGUGACCUGAUUAAGUCUGCUUUCCUGAAGUUUCUGCUGGCACAGCCAGCCAAGCGGGAGCCGGUGGUGCGAACCACCAUGGCCCCUGGGUCCGAAAGAUGGAACGAAGAAAUCGGCACCAGUAUCAGAAACGCGGAGGCCGUGUUGGUCCAAAUCGUUGGCCGCAUCGCGGACGUCCGCUGUGACCGUUGCCUCGCGGGGGGGGGCAUUUUCCCCCUCUGCGUGGUGAUCGAUGAGCCAGGCUUUCCAAAGUGCUGCGGCAACUGCUUGUACGGCGGCAAGGGUGGCAGCUGCACCAUCCUUCGCCACGGAGAACCGCAAUCAGAAGACCACGCGGCGAUCUCCCGUGGUGGUCCCCAACCCAACUCCGGCGCGCGCCUUCAGGCUGAAAUACUUUCAAUCUUCGACCGUCUCGGCGCCCAACACGAGCGGCUCUCCGUCCUCCAGAGCCGCCAGAGCACUGCUGUCGCUGAACACCAGUCGGCAGCACAGAGUGCCUCUGUGGCGCUGGAGGACGUGAUGUCCCGGGUGAACCAGAGUCUCCCCGUCCGCCGGACCGACGUGGUUCGCUGCCGCGAUACCAUUACCGCGGCGAUCCGCACCGCUGCGCGUGUGGAGUCAACUAGCGAGGCCGUCGCCUCCCAGUGUUCAUUUCGCAGCGCUGGGCGCGACCGUACCAAUGGCAAUUGGAGCAGUGGCUCCUACCAGGUACCUUGA
This is a messenger RNA of Penicillium brevicompactum, 834 nucleotides long. Its product is annotated as DUF3716 domain-containing protein. NCBI's taxonomy places the organism in Eukaryota, Fungi, Ascomycota, Eurotiomycetes, Eurotiales, Aspergillaceae. Bases 1 to 834 code for a protein of 277 amino acids. The record is from RefSeq and is a predicted model, not a curated record. The transcript is spliced from 2 exons.